Molecule: messenger RNA, 864 nt
Organism: Carassius carassius (crucian carp)
Lineage: Eukaryota; Metazoa; Chordata; Actinopteri; Cypriniformes; Cyprinidae
Exons: 7
Coding region: 61-660 (199 amino acids)
Biological process (GO): vesicle-mediated transport; protein secretion
Cellular component (GO): Golgi membrane
Source: RefSeq, a predicted model, not a curated record
GUAGAGUGGACACGUGUGUUUACAUACACGUCAGCAGGAAACAAGACUACAUUCACCAACAUGAACAGACAGGAUUCUCUCGGUGAAGUGCCAUUAUUUCAUGAGGAUGAAAAUGCGUUUAGAGAGAAGAAAUCAAACAUCAAACAUCCUCUGGCCUGUUUCUUUCAUCUCUUCUUCCGCACAAGUGCAAUCCUGAUCUACCUCUUUUGUGAGUUUCUCAGCCGAAGUUUUAUUGCCAACAUGGUCACCAUCAUUUUACUUCUGUCAUGUGACUUCUGGACAGUAAAGAAUGUGACGGGACGACUGUUGGUGGGCUUGAGAUGGUGGAAUCAGGUCGAUGAAGAUGGUCACAGUCGCUGGAUGUUUGAAUCCAGAUCAGCAACCAGUAAAAACGGGGUCUCGAAUUCCGAUUCACGGAUUUUCUGGAUCGGCCUGAUCGUGUGUCCGUUGUUUUGGGCUCUCUUUGUGUUUAGCUCACUAUUCUCCUUCAACAUAAAGUGGUUGGCGGUUGUGAUCAUGGGAGUUGUGCUGCAGUGGGCAAACCUAUAUGGAUAUGUGCGAUGCAGAGUUGGUGGUGCAACCAAACUCAAGAACAUGGCAACUAAUUACUUUGGACUUAAGCUCUUCAAAAAGGUAGUAGACCAACCGGAGGGACCAUGAUUUGACUGUGGCUGGCUUAAUUUAACUAGCGAGUUUUUUCUCCUUGUUUUGUCCGGAUGUGCUGUCUUUUCAAUCUAAUUAUUAUAAUUGUUUAUGGUGAAUUCUUCAUUCCUCUUCAUGUUUCCAUUGAGCUUUUCUUUUAUUGCUAGCUUCGUCAAACUUUGUGUUCCCUUAUCAGUGGGUAAUGUGAUUAUCUGUUAAAAA